AUGGAAGAGGAAGAUCUGACUACACGAUGGAAACGACUUCACCUAUCAAAGGAAGAGAACUCUGUUUUCCAUAUCAAACCAGAAGAACGCAAGGAAGGGAGCCUCCGUGGGAAACUCUGUAUUAUAGGAAGAGUUUUAUUUGGAAAAAUCGUUCAUAAUGAGGCUUUUGGGACGACAAUGUCUCAGUUGUGGAGGCUAGGUGGAUGGGUGCGAUUCAAGGAUUUAAACGACCAAUGUUUUCGGAUUGAGUUUCAGCAAGUGCAGGACAAGGAGAAAGUGUUAAGCAUUAGGCCAUGGUGUUUUGAUAGAAAUUUACUGACCUUACAAGAGGUUGAUGAAAAUGUGUCCAUCAACGCAAUGCAAUUCCGAUAUGAACCCUUCUGGAUUCAAUGCCACAACCUCCCCUUGGCUGCAAUGACGGAAGACAUAGGGGAGCAGUUUGGAUCCUCUCUUGGACAUGUUAUAAGGGUGGAUGUUGAAUCUGAUGGAUCCGCGAGAAGAUGCCUCCGUAUCAGGGUAGCUGUGGAUCUCCAUAAACCUCUCUUGAGGGGGGAAAUGGUUGGAGUUUGA
This is a messenger RNA of Juglans microcarpa x Juglans regia, 570 nucleotides long. RefSeq lists its product as uncharacterized. The record is from RefSeq and is a predicted model, not a curated record. Lineage: Eukaryota; Viridiplantae; Streptophyta; Magnoliopsida; Fagales; Juglandaceae. The transcript has a single exon. The coding region runs from base 1 to 570 and encodes 189 amino acids.